CAGAAUGUGCAUUAUUCUAUCCCAUUAGCAGAGAAUUAACAUGCGAUGGAAGAACGGAAUCACGAGAUCCUAAACAAGCAAACAAAAACAUAAGAGAGAAGAAUGGAAUCAAUACUUCUGCUUCUGCACAUGAAAUACUACUACUAAAAAUUAAAUUUAAAAAGGGUAAAAAUAAAAAUAAAUAUUGAGAAGAGAGAGAAAGAGGUUAGGUUGGGUUGUUAGAGAGAUUCGUUGUUGGGAGUGAAGGCAAGACAAGGGUGGAACCGAACGCAUUCAAUUGAAUUUGGGAGGAAGCAUAACAUAAAGUCUUGAGAAGCAAUGAUUGUGUUAUGGUAAUCGUACGUAAUAGCAUCUAUUCAAUGGCAUUUUUCAUUGUUGCUGUGUAAAUGGAAGCAGUUGUUAUUGAACGAUUUUUCCAAGUAUAUCAGAUAUUUGCUGGGGAUUAAGUGAAAAAGACUCAAUGGUAAAACCAAAAGUGUCUACUCAACCAAAAAUAUGCUACAGGCCUAUUCGACCUUCUGACCUGGACAUUUUAGAGCAUAUCCAUGGCAGAUUAUUUCCCAUCAGGUACGAAUCUACUUUUUUCCAUGAUGUGGUAAAUGGACGUGACAUUGUGUCAUGGGGAGCUGUUGACAGCAGUCGGCCGGAUGGUCAAAGUGAUGAACUCAUUGGAUUUGUAACAGCAAGGAUUGUUCUUGCAAAAGAAAGUGAGAUAGUGGAUAUGCUUGGAUAUGACUCAGCUAAAUCUGACCAAACUUUAGUCUAUGUUCUGACGCUUGGAGUAGUGGAAGCAUAUAGAAGUCUUGGAGUAGCUUCUUCUCUGAUUCGGGAGGUCAUAAAAUAUGCUUCAAGUAUUCCAACCUGCCGAGCUGUCUACUUGCAUGUAAUCUCUUACAAUAACCCUGCAAUCAAUUUGUACAAGAAAAUGUCUUUCAAGUGUGUGAGAAGGUUGCAGGGAUUUUAUUUAAUCAAUGGCCAACAUUAUGAUUCGUUCUUAUUCUUGUACUAUGUAAAUGGGGGACGGUCUCCUUGCUCACCAUUAGAGCUUCUCACUGCAAUAGUAAGCUACAUGAGGUGUGGCUUUAAGUCAGUGGCAGCAAGGCUGUGCAAGAACGGAGGCAGGAAGAUCACAAGGCGGGCAAAGUGUAAAGAAAGUCAUUCUCUUGUGUCAGCAACACCCAACAAAAGAAACAUGGCAGUCGAAUGUUCUGGUUAUGAGUGUGUUUAACUUGUUUUUUUUUUAUUAUUUAUAUAUAUUUUUUUAAGUUUUCUGUUUCCUGUAUCAUUUAAUCUCACUAUUGAUUCCCUCUAGAAAAGUCAUAUUAAAGCCAAACAUUGUAUUUACUUGCUAUGAUGUCAUAAUAAACUCCCUCGAUCCAGUGGAUUCACACAUACUGUUAGAAGUUGAUAACAAUAAUCUUUAAGUUUAUGCGAUCAAUGAAACUUGUGAUUCUGUUACAA
Messenger RNA from Glycine soja, 1461 nucleotides. RefSeq names its product histone acetyltransferase MCC1-like. Lineage: Eukaryota; Viridiplantae; Streptophyta; Magnoliopsida; Fabales; Fabaceae. Gene Ontology annotation, molecular function: protein-N-terminal amino-acid acetyltransferase activity; histone acetyltransferase activity. The transcript is spliced from 6 exons. Gene Ontology annotation, cellular component: Golgi membrane. Bases 461 to 1228 code for a protein of 255 amino acids. Gene Ontology annotation, biological process: N-terminal peptidyl-methionine acetylation. The record is from RefSeq and is a predicted model, not a curated record.